CCCAUUUAUUUUAAAAUCAGACCCCUUAGCGCCGCUCCUAACAUAUCGGCCUCCUCUACGCCGCCGCCUCUCUCUUUCUACACCAUACCUCCACCGCUCCUUCUCCCUCUUCCUUUCCAGCUCCCCGAUCGGCUCGGCUUCCUCUUGUGGCUCCUCCUCCUCCGGUUGUCCACCGAAUCUUCUCGGCUUUAACUUGUUUUCGAUGGGGCAUACAAGCAAAGACCUUUUGCAGUUGGAGAUCAAGAAUUCCUCCACCUCCCCAUUAGAGUCUACGCUUCUUGUUUGCAAAAAAGACUCGGUCUCUCAACCCCAGAAACCCCUCCCUCAUGGAAAGCCCAUCACAGCCCCUCUUCCCAAAAGCGGAGUUUUGGGAAAAGUUAAAGACUUCUUAGGAGUGAUAUCAGAAGAUAAUGAAAGGCUUCAGCUUGGUGCAAAGGGCAAUUUUGAGAACUGUGAUAUUGAAGUGCUCACUGGAAAUGAAUCUGAAAUCAUUGAAAUGGAUUUGAUGCUUGGUGUUGCUGAUCUUCAUACCCCUGAGGCUGUUGCUGCUGCUGAAUCUGCAAUUGCUGGGUAUCAGUCCAUAAUUCCAUUGGCUGCGAGCAGUAGUGAAACAGAUUCGGAAGAUAGCAGUGAUAAUGACAGUGAUGAUGACGACAUAGAUGAUGACAACGGUGAUAAUGAUGCCGAGAAAAGAUGCACUCAUUUGAAACUCAAAAGGUCAAAGUUUGGUCGAGAUAAUUCUUCGAGCGAAGAUGUCACUCGGUCAGAAAAGCGACCUAAGAUUGUUGAGCUUUCAUGAAAACUUUCAAGUGAAAGAAGUCGGGAUCCAGAACUGAUGUUGUGAGAUUUCUUCUAGUUGGAGUACUACGAACAGCGAGGGUGGUGGUUGGAAGCCGUAAGUUCUUGUUUUAACAUGUAUGGUGAAGGACAUUAUAUAAGGUCAAAGAAGACAAAGAUCCCAUGUACUACAAGCAGGUAGUUUUUCACAUAUGUUCUAAUUUAUAUGCCCUUGUUAAUUUUGCUUAGAGCCGGAUUGAAAUUGCGUUGAAAGAUAGAACUUUAAUAAUAAGGUAAAUAUAGAUGCUUAUUUUUCA
This is a messenger RNA of Alnus glutinosa, 1094 nucleotides long. RefSeq lists its product as uncharacterized. Gene Ontology annotation, molecular function: box C/D methylation guide snoRNP complex binding. Gene Ontology annotation, biological process: box C/D snoRNP assembly. Bases 203 to 799 code for a protein of 198 amino acids. The transcript has 5 exons. The record is from RefSeq and is a predicted model, not a curated record. NCBI's taxonomy places the organism in Eukaryota, Viridiplantae, Streptophyta, Magnoliopsida, Fagales, Betulaceae.